Molecule: messenger RNA, 441 nt
Organism: Fusarium subglutinans
Lineage: Eukaryota; Fungi; Ascomycota; Sordariomycetes; Hypocreales; Nectriaceae
Exons: 1
Coding region: 1-441 (146 amino acids)
Source: RefSeq, a predicted model, not a curated record
AUGCGCGAGGCCCUUGAGACCAGCGAUGACAACAUUGCCAAGUUUCUGCCUGGGGCAGUUAUAUUGAUGGAGCUUUGUUCUCACGCGCUCCUCAGACAUUGCGCUCUCAAAGUAGACGAACAGCAGUUGGAACACUUGUCACUGAAUCUUGGGCCUGCUGAUGAGGCUGGAUCUGGCAUGGCACGGUGGUUGUUUUGGAGGCGUCGCUUCCAGAAGCUUAGCCAUCAUCCUGAUACUUCACUUGCGCAACUUGCUAAGAAGGGAUUCAUGGCUAUGAUCCACUGCGGCCAAGAUGUCGAUUAUAGUGUCCAAGGAGAAGACGUGUUUGUCAAAAAGCUACAGGCGACUAUGUGGGCUGAACUGGUCAAGAGUGGAAAGAAAAGCCUGGAUGGUGACGAUAUCGAUAUCGACCCCGAUUGGGUUGAUGGGGAGAACGAGUGA